Morus notabilis is the source of this 629-nucleotide messenger RNA. RefSeq lists its product as uncharacterized. Bases 171 to 629 code for a protein of 152 amino acids. Lineage: Eukaryota; Viridiplantae; Streptophyta; Magnoliopsida; Rosales; Moraceae. The transcript has a single exon. The record is from RefSeq and is a predicted model, not a curated record.
GAGACAAGUCACAGUCUCUAGAGAAAAAUCCACACUAAAAUCUGCCUUACUUCUCUCUUAUUUCUUUUCUUUUCUUUUUUUUUUUCAGAAAUAAAAUAAAAAAAGCUUAAGAAAAAGCAGAUAUAGAAAUACAAGAAUAUAUCCUUUCCUUAUCGUGAGUUUACCAACCUAUGAUGUUCGGAGGCAAAAGCAUGGGAGGUGGUAAUGGAGGAGGGCUGUUGAGGUCGGUUGGCAGAGUUGUUACAAGGGCCAGUUUCGGCGGCGGGCCGCUUCAAGAACCCACUAUUUCUUCUUCAACCGCUUCUACUGCCAACACUGCAAGUUCUAGUACUACUCCGAGGCAAGUCCAGAAAAGCGGCAACUCUUCCACCAACAACUUGUCUCUGUCUUGGCCUUUUGCUUCAUGCAAUGUUAAUAAUAAUAAUAAUCAUGUACAUGGAUUGCCCACAACGUCGUCGCCGCCGUCGUCCUCGUCCUGGCCUCAUUGUGACGAGCCCGAUUGGGUGGCGGUGGAUGGCGGCUGUGAAGAAGAGGAAAAGGCUUUUCAUGGGUUUGUUGAUGAAUUUGUUCUCGGUCCUGUUCCGUCCGACGAUGAAGUCCACUGCGCCGUUUCUGCUCUUCAACAGUGA